GGUGCUGGCUUCACACAGCUACUGAUUUCAGAUGGUUCUGGGAUCGUAAAUCUCAUGAACUAGAUAGAACACAGCUUCUGGCAUGUUCAAAAGUGGUAUGAAGAUCAUGGGGAUCACCCCUGAUCUGUUCCCAGAGACGACACUGGUGCCGUCUCUGCCGGUGAUCCCGUCAGCGCGGUCCGGCUCCUUCUCUCAGAAGCCGCGGAGGCGCAGCAGCGGCGGAAGCGACAGCGCUGCCAGGCCCAAGCCGUUGCCCUCAGCCCGUAGGCCAGGCCCCAGCAGAGGCGGCAUGGAGGUGGGCAUGCGCGUGGUGCGCGGCCUGGACUGGAAGUGGGGGAACCAGGAUGACGGCGAGGGGCAUGUGGGCACCGUGGUGGAGAUCGGGCGGCAGGGCAGCACCACGACCCCAGACAAGACUGUGGUGGUUCAGUGGGACAGCGGCACACGAACCAACUAUCGGACUGGAUACCAGGGAGCCUACGACCUGCUGCUCUACGAUACUGCUCAAAUUGGGGUGCGUCACUCCAACAUUAUCUGCGACAGCUGCAAGAAGCAUGGCAUCAUGGGAAUGCGGUGGAAGUGCAAAGUGUGCUUCGACUACGACCUGUGCACCCAGUGCUACAUGAACAACAAACACGAUCUCGGCCAUUCCUUUGAACGCUACGAGACGGCUCACUCCCAGCCAGUGAGCUUGACACCGAGACAGAACCUUCCUCGCAUCAUCCUCAAAGGAAUCUUCCAGGGAGUUAAAGUGGUUCGUGGACCGGACUGGGACUGGGGCAACCAAGACGGUGGGGAAGGUAAGGUUGGGAAGGUAGUGGACAUUCGCGGCUGGGACACAGAGUCUGGUCGCAGCGUGGCUAGUGUUACCUGGUCAAACGGCACUACCAAUGUAUACCGAAUGGGCCACAAGGGCAAGGUAGACCUCAAGUAUGUGUUGGAUGGUCAAGGAGGCUUCUAUUACAAAGAUCACCUUCCCAAGCUCGGAGACCACGCAGAGCUGCAGCGUCAGGAGAGUGCUGACGGCCACUCUUUCCAGCAGGGCGACAAGGUCAAAUGUCUCUUGGAGGUGGACAUCCUGCGACAAAUGCAGGAGGGCCAUGGAGGGUGGAACCCCAAAAUGGCAGAGUACAUUUGUCGAAUCGGGACAGUUCAUAGAAUAACUGACCGAGGAGAUGUCAGAGUGCAGUACAGCAACAACAUCCGCUGGACUUUCCACCCAGGAGCACUCACCAAGGUCAACACUUUCGGAGUUGGUGAACUUGUACAAGUGCUGGACGAGAUGGAGACGGUGAAGAGACUGCAGGCCGGCCACGGAGAGUGGACAGACAGCAUGUCUCCUGUGCUUGGCCAGGUUGGGAAGGUCUUGAAAGUAUAUGCGGAUGGAGACCUGCGGGUUGCGUUUGGAGGCCAGACGUGGACGUUCAACCCAGCGUGCCUCACAGCCCAGCCCACGGAGGUAGAUGCUAACCUCAUGACAGCAGAGAACCCCAACGACUCUGGAAGUACUGUCAUCUCAGUGUUGGAGAAGCUGCUGUCUCAGUCCACAGAGCAGGACAAUCCCAGCCGGCUGGUCAUCGAAGCAGCGCACGGCAGUGCCAGCAAAGUGCGGGAGUUGGUGCAGAAGUAUCCGGACAAGGUGGACGUCAAGAACCAAGGGAAGACUGCGCUGCAGGUUGCUGCUCACCAAGGCCACAUGGAGGUGGUGAAGGCUUUGCUACAGGCCAACAGCUCAGUGGAGGUCAAAGAUGAAGACGGAGACACGGCUUUGCACUAUACUGCCUUUGGUAAUCAGGCGGAGAUCGCACGGCUGCUUUUAAGCAAGGGGGCGAACGUGAACCUCCUGAACAACUCCUUGUGCACGGCGCUCCACAUUGCCGUCAACAAGGGCUUCGCUGACGUGGUGCGAGUGCUCACUGAGCAUUCAGCUGACGUCAAUCUCCAGGAUUCAUACGGGGACACGCCGCUCCAUGAUGCCAUCGCUAAAGACUUCCGAAAUAUCAUCGAGAUCCUCGUCGUCGUGCCCAAUAUUGACUUCACCCAGCAGAACCACAGAGGCUUUAACCUGCUGCACCAUGCUGCACUCAAAGGGAACAAACUAAUAUGGCUGAACUCUUCGGGUCUUCUUGGGAACACCGAGCUGAACGUUGGCAUGGCCGUCGCCUGCUUUCUAGCGCAGGAAGGAGCUGAUAUCAACUACGCCAACCACAAGGGCAAGAGUCCUCUGGAUCUGGUGGCAGACAGCACCAUGCUGCAGCUCAUCAAGGGCUUUUCUGAAAAGUACCGGUUGCAGCGUCUGCAGGCCAUCACAUGUGGACAGGGCCUGAGCAGCGCCAGCCUGCGGCGGGUCCACACGACACCAAACACCAUGACCAACCUGGUUCUUCCCACGUCAGCAGGGCCCAGUGAAUGCCUCAUCUGCUCUGAGCUGGCUCUGCUGGUUCUCUUCUGCCCCUGCCAGCACAGCGUGGCCUGUGAAGAAUGUGCCCAUCGCAUGAAGAAAUGCAUCAAAUGUCAGGUCACAAUCACCAAGAAAAUACGACAAGACCAAACAGAGGUGGACUGCAGCCCCGGCACCGAGAACUCAGAGCAACACAACCUGCUGGAGCAGCUGCAGUCUCGCUACCGCCAGAUGGAGGAGCGCAUCACCUGCCCCAUCUGCAUCGACAACCACAUCAAGCUGGUCUUCCAGUGCGGACACGCCUCCUGCAUCGACUGCAGCGCCGCGCUCAAGACCUGCCCCAUCUGCCGGCAGACCAUCCGCGAGAGGAUCCAGCUGUUUGUCUGAGCCGCUGUGCACCUCGCAGGUCCUGAGGGCGCGAAGAGGAU
Messenger RNA from Nematolebias whitei (Rio pearlfish), 2829 nucleotides. It is a transcript of the gene mib2, whose product is annotated as MIB E3 ubiquitin protein ligase 2. Gene Ontology annotation, molecular function: ubiquitin-protein transferase activity; zinc ion binding; protein binding. The coding region runs from base 83 to 2788 and encodes 901 amino acids. Gene Ontology annotation, cellular component: cytoplasm. The transcript has 18 exons. NCBI's taxonomy places the organism in Eukaryota, Metazoa, Chordata, Actinopteri, Cyprinodontiformes, Rivulidae. The record is from RefSeq and is a predicted model, not a curated record. Gene Ontology annotation, biological process: protein ubiquitination.